UGAAGACAUGGAGCAGAUGCGCUUCUGGUCAAAUUGCCACCAGUACCGGGUCUUUUCUUUCCAGGAAGUGCUUGACUGAGAUUUUCUUCUGGUUUCCUUUGUUAAUUGCACUUAG
Messenger RNA from Prunus mume (Japanese apricot), 115 nucleotides. NCBI's taxonomy places the organism in Eukaryota, Viridiplantae, Streptophyta, Magnoliopsida, Rosales, Rosaceae. The record is from RefSeq and is a predicted model, not a curated record.